Molecule: messenger RNA, 369 nt
Organism: Aureobasidium uvarum
Lineage: Eukaryota; Fungi; Ascomycota; Dothideomycetes; Dothideales; Saccotheciaceae
Source: the annotation of a GenBank genome assembly
AUGACUACCGACCCUCCUUCACCUAUCAACCUAGAGAUUACAAAAGGCCCAAAACGUCCUGGAUUUUCGAGAAGGAAGGAUCAUCCAGAUGAACAGUAUUACAUUACUUUGUAUCCUGGAGUGGAUUUUAAGAUACAGCAUUCGAUAGAGAGGACGGCGCGUGAAUCGGAGUUGUCAAUCUUCCAAGCUGGACACAAGUAUCGGCUUGGUAUAUCAGGCGAGGAGAAAAUCCCACGAUGGUGGUGGGGCACUAGAGACGAGGUCCUGAGUGAUAGCGAACAUAUCAAGGAGGGGGUUGGGCCGGCCCAAGGGGAAGUGGCCAUUGUCAUAUAUGCUGAUCCUGUCGACUUCGAUGUCAUGAAUGCAUGA